This is a messenger RNA of Lodderomyces beijingensis, 1221 nucleotides long. The record is from the annotation of a GenBank genome assembly. NCBI's taxonomy places the organism in Eukaryota, Fungi, Ascomycota, Pichiomycetes, Serinales, Debaryomycetaceae.
AUGCCAGAAGGUAAAGAGCAAAUCACUGCCAUCAGGGCAUUGGGAGACACCGAGCUCUUCAAGCCAAUCCAAUUGGGUCCAAACAAACUCGCACAGAGAAUAGCAUUUGCCCCAUCGACAAGGUUCAGAGCAACUGAAAACCACGUUCCCACGGAUCUUCAACUCGAAUACUAUACAGCACGAGCACAAGCUCCAGGAACACUCAUCAUCACCGAGGCCACGUUUGCCUCGCCGCAGGGAGCAGGCUACGCUCACGUUCCUGGGAUAUUCACUCAGGAGCAAACCCAAGCAUGGAAGAAAGUCACCGACGCCAUCCGCUCACAGGGCUCCUUCUCAUGCGUGCAAUUGUGGCACUUGGGCAGGACCGCUGAGCCCGAGAACUUGAAAAACGAAGGCCAGGACUUUGUCUCUAGCUCAGCGUUGUAUUAUUCCGAGGAAAGCAAAGAGAAGGCAGUUAAAGCCGGCAACCCCAUCCGCGCACUCACUGAGGCGGAGAUCGAGGAUAUGAUUGAACAUCAGUACCCCACCGCGGCGCGAAACGCGUUAGAUGCCGGUUUCGAUUACGUGGAGAUCCACUCGGCGCACGGGUACACCUUGGACCAAUUCUUGAAUGCGCUGAGCAACCAUCGUGAGGAUCAAUGGGGCGGCUCGAUUGAAAACAGAGCCCGCUUGCUCCUCCGCGUCAUCGACAAGCUUAUCCCCAUCGUGGGCGCUGAUCGUCUCGCGGUGCGAUUAUCCCCCUGGGCCAAGUUCCAAGUUGACGAGUGCGACGGCGCUGAGGUUCAUUCGUAUGUUCUCGAGCAGCUUCAAAACCGGGCUGAGUCGGGCAACCAGUUGGCGUAUGUGUCGAUUGUCGAGCCGCGGGUGUCGGGAAUAUAUGACGUGGACGCGCAAAAGGGUGAGAGCAACGAGUUUGCGUUGAAGAUAUGGAAAGGGGUGUUUAUCCGCGCGGGCAAUUUCACUUAUGAUGCCCCCGAGUUCAAGAGUUUGAUCCGCGAUGUCGAUGAUGGAAGAACGAUUAUUGCGUUCUCGAGGUUUUUCUUGAGCAAUCCUGACUUGGUGCACAGGUUGAAGGUGGGGUUGCCCUUGACUAACUAUGAUAGAGAUACUUUUUACCAGUUUUACAACUGGGGGUACAAUACUUGGAAUGGCGAGGCUGAUGCCGACAAGAGCUACGACGAGGAGAAGGAGAAGCAUGUCUUUGGGAAAGCGUUGGCGUGA